AUGGAAAACACUCUACAAGACGUAUUUGAUGUAUUCGCAGACCACACUGUGCCAAACUCCAUCAGACGGGAGAACGUUCUGCCCAUGCUCCAGGCACUCGGAUAUAUCGUGCUCAGCGAAGACGUAGACAACGCUCUUCCCCUGGGAAAGGAUCUCUUCACUUUUUCAGAAAUACAGGAAAUUCUAUCUAAUGACGCCUUUUCUUCCAUAUCCAAAGAGGACGUGGCAAAAGCCUUCGAAGUUUUUGACAGCAAAAAGACGGGGAAAAUGAGCGUAAGCGCGCUCAAGAGCAUACUGCAGACAGGGCCCUACAGGCUGGACCAAGAGGAGAUCGAUGCGUGUCUGGACAUCCUAAACCCCAGCCCAGAAGGCGUGAUUGAGUACAUAAAAAACACAAGCCUUUCGAGCCUUUAA
This is a messenger RNA of Nematocida minor, 414 nucleotides long. RefSeq lists its product as uncharacterized. The coding region runs from base 1 to 414 and encodes 137 amino acids. Gene Ontology annotation, molecular function: calcium ion binding. Lineage: Eukaryota; Fungi; Microsporidia. The transcript has a single exon. The record is from RefSeq and is a predicted model, not a curated record.